GGGCGCUGAGGGGAGCGGGGAGGCGGCGGGGCCGGGCCGGGUGAGGUUAGGCCGGGCCUGGCAAGGCCGGGCCGGGCCGGGCCGAGGCGAGCGGGGGCCUCCGCUGUCCGCUCCGCAGCGCCUCCCGGCUGGGCCCCUGGGGAUGGAGCCGGCGGGCCCGGCGCAGCGCGGCGGCCGCAGGCAGCUCAGGGUUUUAAUGGGCUAGUCCUUCAGAGGGUAGUGGUUCUUUCCUUUGGAGCGAAUGGCAUCCUUCAGCAGUGACGAUGCGCUUCAAGAUUCGGCAGCCCUCUCCCUAAACGAUUUAGAAAGCCUGCACAACUUCCGCAGCCGGUCUGCGAGCUUCAGCAGCACAGGGUCCAGCGGCCGCUUGCAGCUCCGGCAGCGAGUAGCCCAGCUCAUGGCUUGUGUGGAGGACAUCAGCUCGGAUGAUGAAAUUCAUGAAGUGUCUCGCACUCUAGAUGAAGCUUUCCUGAUCUGGGGGAAAAAGCUGAAGGAUAAGUGGAAUGAAUUCAGAUUACACCUCGUUACCUGGAACGUGGGCACAGCUUCUCCGCCUCCUGAUGUCACUAGUUUACUUCAGCUCGAUUCACUGGGCCCAGCUAUGGAUAUGUAUGUUAUAGGCUUGCAGGAGGUGAACUCAAGAAUCACAAAUUUUCUGUCUGACUUGGCAUUUGAUGAUCCGUGGAGCAUUUUUCUCAUGACUGUAUUGUCUCCAUUGGGAUAUAUCAAGCUCUCCUCCGUUCGCAUGCAGGGAUUACUGCUGCUGAUCUUCGUGAAGCACGUCCACCUUCCUUUCAUACGGGACGUUCACACCCACUACACGCGCACGGGCCUGUACGGAUACUGGGGGAACAAAGGAGGCGUCACCAUCCGGAUGUCCCUCUAUGGUCAUACAGUUUGUUUCAUGAACUGCCACUUGCCAGCUCACAUGGAGAACACAGAGCAGCGCCUGGAUGACUUUGAGAAAAUUCUGGAAAUGCAGUUUGAAGGAGAGAAUAUUCCAAGUACUUUGGAUCAUGAUGUUCUCUUCUGUUUUGGAGAUCUAAACUUCCGGAUAGCAGAUUAUGGCAUACAUUUUGUCCGAGAAUCAAUAAAUAACAAGCGUUACAACCUGCUGUGGGACAAGGACCAGUUAAAUAUGGCAAAAAAGAAGGAAGCAUUUCUUCAGGAAUUCAUAGAGGGUCCUCUGCAGUUUAAACCCACCUACAAGUUUGACCUGUACUCGGAUGUAUACGAUACAAGAGAGCAGAAGUCCCUGUUUUGGUUUAAUGAGAAGAAAAGAAAGCCAGCGUGGACUGAUAGAAUUCUUUGGAGAGUGAAAAAUCUCUGCCAGCACACGUCAAAAGAAGGCGAAUUCUCUGAAGAAGAACAGACAAUUUCUGUUACUUUGAACAACUAUAUCAGUCACAUGAGCUAUGGCAUCAGCGAUCACAAACCUGUUACAGGAACUUUUGGGCUUGAGUUGAAGCCUCUCCUAACAGAUCCUUUGGUCACGCUGAAUGCUGAGGGUGAGUGGAGCGCGGAACAUGAUGUUGUCAUCAGCUAUUCUGCAGUGCCUGAAUUCCCAAGCAGUGCUUGGGACUGGAUUGGACUCUUCAAGGUGGCUUUCAGGCAUGUGAACGACUGUGUUACGUAUACUUGGGUAGAAGAUGAUGAAAUUUCUUCUAACGAAGACAGUAAACAAGUUUACAUGAGUGCUGCAGAAAUACCUGAUAUGGGAGGAGAAUUUUUGCUUUGUUACUAUAGCAAUAAUUUGCGGUCAAUUGUUGGUAUCAGCCAGCCUUUUCAGAUUCAGCCUAACAGAACAUUAAUAGAAAAGGAUCUGACACAGGAGGAGAGCGGCUGGAUGCAGAAGCCUGACAAUCUGGAGUCCCAUGACGAGUUCUGAAGGCAGAAAGAGCAUUUAGUGGUCCUGAUUCAGGAGUCAGAUGAUUCUUUAUGUCUUAGUGAUUAUAAGCUUUUACUCUUAGAAGAUGGAGUAAGACAGGUAGGAUUGUUCAGAACUUUGUCAGCUCGUAGAAGAUAAUUUAUUAUGGAAGCAGAUAUUUUUAUUGUUACGGGGAGAGUAACCCACUUGCACUGGAUGAGAACUGUAAAAAUAGCACCUAAUGAAUGCUGUAUGUUUUAAGGUGAUGGAUGUUUCUAAUAUGAUGAUUUAACCUAAGAAAGUUGUGGUCUGUAAUAGAUUUUUAGGCUCGCUCCUUUGUGCUAGAGGAUAUUUUAUUUACGAUACAAUAUUUACUAUGCUAUAACCACUUAAUCAUCGAUUUCCAAAUUUUGACUUUAAAUGAAAUUAUUUAAAAAUUAUUUAUUAGAUACAUCUAGUUAGCUUGUUUUAAAAUUUUAUUUGACUUUCAAAUGUAAGCUAAUUACCUUUUGGGAAACACGUGUGGCAACAAGUCACAUGAAAACAAAUCUUUGGAGUGUGUAAAUUCUCCUUUGGUCGUAGAUCCCUUUUCCUCAGGCCUUACUGGUGACUGUCUGGAGGAUUUUCCAUUUCUCAUUUUCCCAGAUUGAGAUACAUUUAUCAAAACAUUUUUUUUUAAUUAUUGUUGUUAUUCUUUUAUAAAACAACUUUGCCUAUUGCAUUUCUCUUGAUUUGAAGUAAAACUACUUCUACACUGGUCCCUGACUCAGAGUUAACCAGGAUCCCACAGUUUCUGAGAGAAAUUGCUUAAGUUGGGAAAUGCUUUAGCACACGUGAGCAGACCGGAGUUAGUGAAGCACCUGUUGGCGAAGAGCUAAUGAUCGUGGUGCUAACCCCGAUGGCUUUCUGCUGUCAUACUGAAUUUAGAAAGCUAAAGCCAUGCUCUAAGUACUUCCUGGUACCAUCCUGCCACAUAAUUGCUACAUGUACAACGGAGAUGAUGGGAAUUAUAAAUGGGGAAUUUCAGUGGAAGAAGUUCUUUCUUGUGGCACAAUCUGUGCUGCCCAAAUGGAAAAUCUCUUGAAUUCACAGCAGUCGGUCUGCAAAAUUUCUGUUUUUCUAGAGGUGCUUAGGCCUCAAUGUGUCUGUGCACUUGAGGGCCGAGACGGAAUAAGAAACAUCACGUACCUUAAAAACCUGAAAGGUAGUUAGCUUCAGAAAUGGUUUUGUUUCUUGAUGAGGAAAUGGAGAUGUUUGGAAAGGAUUGGGAGAGGCACCAACAUGCCACAGAAUCUCAGACUGCAGUGCUGGAAAAGAGCACUUGAGUCUCCCGUGCCCAGGCGCACAGCUUCGAGCUCCCUACUGUCUCUGGUAAGUAAAGUUAGUUACUAAGCGCUGUCAUGUUGGUUAUGGAUGGAAAAGAGAAAAUCUGGUUCAAGCGGAAGAGCAAAGCGAAGGAUGUUGGUGUGUUUAUGCUGGAAUGUUGCUUUGGAACCGAAUGGAUUCCUUUUUGGUUUUUCUCAAAGCCUUAGUUUUUUCAGGAUUCUUCUGAGAUAGCGUUAACACCUUGAUAGGACAUUUGUUUUGCAGUUACUUGCUUCUAUUAUUCACUGUAUAAAACCUCCUGGGGUCUGGGCGUCUUCGUACACUGUGGAAGAUAGAGCAUAGGUUAAACAGUUGCAGGAUGGGGUUUAAGAACACCUGGCCUCUGUAAAUUUUAUUUAGUUGUAUCUCAGCUUAAUGCUUGGUGUUGGGAACUGUUUCCAGCUGUGAGUAGUGGCGGCAGGUUCAGAGGAUGCUGUGUUCGUUGCAUGGAUUUAAACUGCCUUGAGGUUUGCAGUUUGUACAUUCCUGUUAUGCUUUGGAACAAAAUCAGAAAGUUUUCACAUUUGUACCGGUCUUACAAGAAUUUGUUUUGCACUAAAUCUUUGACACGUGACUUCUCAUGGCAAUUAGGGCACCAGACAAAUCCCUGCCGAUUGCAAAGAGCUUGCCGUUCUUGAGCUGUGCUCGGUUGCUGAUUUUACUUGUGUAACUGUAUUCCCGUACUCCGUGCGAGGAGAUUCUGUGGAGAGCUCAAGGAACAGUGGUCUGUGGAUUCCAGACCACAGCUGGCGAUUUAUUGUGGACCAAGAUCUAAUUUCUUCUCAUCAGGGUGCAUCUGCUGUUCAUGAGCAGCUCGGAGGGGGAGCCAUACAGCCGCUUUACGUGGGCAAGAAACAAGAUCCCUGAUGCCGUGCGAGAGCGGAUAGCCCUCUCGAUCACUGGACGUAGAAGCUGCGUUCUGUAGACUAAUCCUUUGAACCACAGGACUUCCCUGAAAAGGCCCACGGCAGCUGUGAUUGAAUCCGCUUGUGUUAGGAGGAUGCUGCACAGAACUGUGUACUUCUUUCCUGAGUAUUAUGCACACAGUAGCACUUUUGUUCACUACUGUUACCUAUGGUAGCUUUUCAAACUAUUCCAUGACCUGUAAUGAUGCAAUUUCUGAUGAAAUUUAUCUUUCUUAAAACACCUUUAAUUGGAUGUUAUAGUCACUGGAAAUGUUUUUAUACUCAUGUGUUUUCUUUUCAUGUACCACUAAAAUAAAUCCUGGCAGUGAAGUGUUUUA
Molecule: messenger RNA, 4475 nt
Organism: Phalacrocorax carbo (great cormorant)
Lineage: Eukaryota; Metazoa; Chordata; Aves; Suliformes; Phalacrocoracidae
Source: RefSeq, a predicted model, not a curated record